AUGUUUGAUGCCAUGUUCGACGCGUUCGUGUGGGCAAUGGAGAAGGAAGGCGUGAAAGAUUUACCGGUGGUGGUCUCUGAGACAGGAUGGCCGUCCGAUGGGAACGGGGAGUUUACCACGCCAGAUAUAGCGGCUGCCUAUAAUGGAAAUUUUGUGAAGCAUGUAGUAGACGGCAAAGGGACACCAAAGAGGCCUAACAGUGGUGUCGAUGGAUUUUUAUUCGCUACGUUCAAUGAGAACCAAAAGCCGCCAGGGACUGAACAACACUUUGGGUUGUACGAUCCUGUUGACAUGAAACCCAUCUAUAAGCUAUUUUGA
This is a messenger RNA of Brassica oleracea var. oleracea, 318 nucleotides long. RefSeq names its product putative glucan endo-1,3-beta-glucosidase GVI. Bases 1 to 318 code for a protein of 105 amino acids. The record is from RefSeq and is a predicted model, not a curated record. Gene Ontology annotation, cellular component: plasma membrane. NCBI's taxonomy places the organism in Eukaryota, Viridiplantae, Streptophyta, Magnoliopsida, Brassicales, Brassicaceae. Gene Ontology annotation, biological process: carbohydrate metabolic process. Gene Ontology annotation, molecular function: hydrolase activity, hydrolyzing O-glycosyl compounds. The transcript has a single exon.